AUGAUACAAGUAAAAGGCAAAAGCCAGCGACGACAACUCGACGACAGCUCAACGACAAGCAACGACAACUCGUCGACAGCUCAACGACAACUCUACGACAGCUCAACGAUUAUACAGCAAAAAAUGCAAAAGCCAACGACGACAGCUCAACGACAAGCGACGACAACUCGACGACAGUUCAACGACAACUCGACGACAGCCCAACGAUUAUACAGCGAAAAUGCAAAAGUGAGUUGUGUUAACGAAAUAAUAGGCCAACGACGACAGCUCAACGACAAGCGACGACAACUCAACGACAAACGACGACAACUCGACGACAGCUCAACGAUUGCCAACGACGACAGCUCAACGACAAGCGACGACAGCUCAACGACAAGCGACGACAGCUCAACGACAAGCGGCGACAACUCGACGACAGCUCACCGAUUAUACAGCAAAAAUGCAAAAGCCAACGACGACAGCUCAACGACAAGCGACGACAACUCGACGACAGCUCAACGACAACUCAACGACAAGCGACUACAACUCAACGAUUGUACAGCAAAAAUGCAAAAGCCAACGACGACAGCUCGACGACAAGCGACGACAGCUCAACGACAACUCUACGACAAGCGACGACAGCUUAACGACAACUCGACGACAGCUCAACGAUUAUACAGCGAAAAUGCAAAAGCCAACGACGACAAGCGACGGCAGCUCAACGACAACUCGACUACAGCUCAACGAUAA
This is a messenger RNA of Procambarus clarkii (red swamp crayfish), 729 nucleotides long. Its product is annotated as pre-intermoult gene 1 protein-like. The record is from RefSeq and is a predicted model, not a curated record. NCBI's taxonomy places the organism in Eukaryota, Metazoa, Arthropoda, Malacostraca, Decapoda, Cambaridae.